AUGGAACAAGGGAAUGAUACACGAAUUUCAGAAUUUAUUCUUCUGGGAUUAUCAAAGGAACCAGAACUGCAGCCCCUAUUAUAUGGGCUUUUCCUCUGCAUGUACCUGAUCACUGUGUUCGGGAACCUGCUCAUCAUCCUGGCUGUCAGCUUAGACUCCCACCUCCACACCCCCAUGUACUUCUUCCUCUCCAACCUGUCCUUUGUAGACAUCUGUUUCACAUCUACCACCAUCCCAAAGAUGUUGUGGAACAUCCAAACAUGGGACAAAGUCAUAACCUAUGAAGGCUGCAUCAUCCAGAUGUAUUUUUUCAUAAUGCUUGCAGGCUUGGACAACUUUCUCCUGGCUGUGAUGGCCUAUGACCGCUUUGUAGCCAUCUGCCACCCCCUGCACUACACAGUCAUCAUGAACCCCAAACUCUGUGGGAUUCUGGUUCUGGUUACCUGGAUCAUCAGUGUCCUGCAUUCCCUGUUACAAAGCUUAAUGGUGUUGAGACUGUCCUUCUGUAGAGAGGUGAAAAUUUCUCACUAUUUCUGUGAACUCAAUCAGAUAGUUCAACUUGCCUGUUCUGAUAACUUUCUUAAUAACAUGGUGAUGAAUGUUGCAGCUGGACUCCUGGGUGGCGGUCCCCUCACUGGUAUCUUUUACUCUUACUUUAAGAUAGUUUGCUCCAUACAUGGAAUCUCAUCUGCUCAGGGGAAGUAUAAGGCAUUUUCCACCUGUGUGUCUCACCUCUCAGUUGUAUCCUUAUUUUAUUGUACGAGCCUAGGAGUGUACCUCAGCUCUGAAGCAAGCCAUAGUUCACAAUCAAGUGCAGUUGCCUCGGUGAUGUACACCGUGGUCACCCCAAUGUUGAACCCCUUCAUCUACAGUCUGAGAAACAAAGACUUAAAGAGGGCUCUGAAUGUGUUCUUUAGAAUGGCAGCUAUAAAAGGGCCAGUUGUCCUGGGCUGA
Molecule: messenger RNA, 954 nt
Organism: Hippopotamus amphibius kiboko
Lineage: Eukaryota; Metazoa; Chordata; Mammalia; Artiodactyla; Hippopotamidae
Product: olfactory receptor-like protein OLF4
Exons: 1
Coding region: 1-954 (317 amino acids)
Biological process (GO): G protein-coupled receptor signaling pathway
Cellular component (GO): membrane
Molecular function (GO): G protein-coupled receptor activity; olfactory receptor activity
Source: RefSeq, a predicted model, not a curated record